Molecule: messenger RNA, 1494 nt
Organism: Seriola dumerili (greater amberjack)
Lineage: Eukaryota; Metazoa; Chordata; Actinopteri; Carangiformes; Carangidae
Gene: dap3
Product: death associated protein 3
Exons: 13
Coding region: 150-1346 (398 amino acids)
Biological process (GO): apoptotic process
Cellular component (GO): mitochondrial small ribosomal subunit; mitochondrial ribosome
Molecular function (GO): structural constituent of ribosome
Source: RefSeq, a predicted model, not a curated record
GCUGCAUGAUGGCGGUGUCCAUGGUGGCUCUGGCACAUUGACUUGGCCUGGAGGUGUAAGGUUUACUCUCUGCCUAACGUAAAAGCCAGGACGUUUCUCUCUAUAUGACAUUACCCGAAGACCUCGCCAGUGGACAUUUAAUGAGCUGAAUGCAGAUCAUGGCGCUUCACAGACUGUCCUUCAGACUACGGCAAACGGUAACACAUGUAAGGACCCUCCAUACCAGUGGGUGUGGGCAGCAGCAGGAGGCUGUGGCUGUAGAGUCAGAAUCUGAGCCAUUCUCAGUUUUCAGAACGCAGGAGAAUGAUCCGGCAUGUCAGUCUGAGAAACAUAUAGGACAGUAUUACACUCUGCCCUCUGCACACAUCCACACGCUGUUCCCUCGUGGCCUCCCCUGGCGUUAUCAACAGCAGGUGAAGGCGUUCAAUGAAGCCUGUAUAAUGGUGAGGCAGCCAGCUCUGGAGGUCAUCUCGUACCUGAAGAAAACAGAUUACAGCAAACCUGCACAGCGAUAUUUAUUCUACGGGUUGCAGGGCAGUGGGAAGACGAUGUCUCUCUGUCACACACUCCACUUCUGCUACACACAGGGAUGGCUGGUGCUGCAUAUUCCUGACGCUCACAUCUGGGUGAAGAACUGUAAAGAGCUGCUGCCCUCAUCCUAUAACACCUCUCGCUUUGACCAGCCAUUACAAGCUGCUGAAUGGUUACGAAGCUUCAGGACCACCAAUGAGAAAUUCCUUUCAACGAUAAAGACAAAGCAUCGUUAUGUGUGGACAAAGAGAGAGUUCACUGAGGAGGGAAGUCUACUAGGACAGUUGGUGGAUCAGGGUAUAUCUCGUGUGAAGAGCAGCAGUGAUGUGGUGGGGGCGGUGAUGAAGGAACUGAGGCUGCAAAGCGGGCAGCCGGAGUCAAACUUCCGCCUGGCCGUGGCUGUGGAUGGUGUCAAUGCCCUGUGGGGAAGAUCUACCAUCAAGAAGGAGGAUAAGAGCGCUGUGGAUCCACAUGAGCUCACUUUGGUUUAUAACCUGAGGAAGAUGAUGAAGAACGACUGGACUGGAGGCGCCAUCAUCGCCACUGUGUCUCAGACGGGGUCUCUCUACAUUUCAAAAUCUGCCUACUUGCCUCAAGAGCUGCUAGGAGAGAGGGGUUUUGACACCAUGGACCCGUUUGUCCCAAUGUCUGUGUCCAACUACAGCGAGAAGGAGUUUGAGAGCUGUUACCUUUAUUAUAUGGACCGCCAGUGGCUGCAGCAUCCACAGAGCCGAACAGAAGAGGGGAAGAAAGAACUAAUUUUCUUGAGCAACAGAAAUCCAACGAUGUUGGAAAGAAUUUGUGCCUUCCUGUGAAGUCACAGACAGACUCAAACCACACACAUACAAACACAAACAUCACACAAACAAUAUCAGUGUCCUGGAAAUACAUAAACAUACAAAUGUCCAUGUCUAUAAUGUGUAAAUUAUGAUGCAUGUGUGUUACUUUGAUAAUAAAAUGUUG